This is a messenger RNA of Suillus clintonianus, 1301 nucleotides long. RefSeq names its product kinase-like domain-containing protein. Lineage: Eukaryota; Fungi; Basidiomycota; Agaricomycetes; Boletales; Suillaceae. Gene Ontology annotation, cellular component: cytoplasm. The transcript is spliced from 9 exons. Gene Ontology annotation, biological process: protein phosphorylation. Bases 213 to 1154 code for a protein of 313 amino acids. Gene Ontology annotation, molecular function: protein serine/threonine kinase activity; ATP binding. The record is from RefSeq and is a predicted model, not a curated record.
CGCUAGGGCUGCCAUAUUCUGUGCACACAGCCAUACAACCUAUGGAUACCAAUUCCAUGCCAUGUCUAGUCGUCCAGAUCCCGUUUUAGUUGCCUUCGAAUUUGGAUUCCUUAAGGUGGUCUGGCGCUCAGCGCCAAUUGCUUAUCUUGUUUACAUCCCGUCCCAACAGUCUGUCUGACUCUGUGACCCGCGGCAUCGAGAGGUGCACAGCGAUGUCACAUAUCUUUUGUCUGAAGACUGGCGGGUUCCCUGGACUGCAAGGACUAUGGCAUUUUCUGUCCGAUAUGAUCCAAGACAAGUCGACAGAGGUUCCUCGAACGUGUAUCUUCAGAUACGAUAGUCCUCCCCAUUGUAUCGGAGAUCUGAGUGAUGUUUACCGAUGUACCAUGAUUUCAAAGUCCCAUGGAAAAAUAGAGGUCGCCGUCAAAUCUUUGAGGAUCCUUGAUUUGAGUGAAGAAGCGAUAAAGGCAUUGCGCAAGAGGAUCUAUCGCGAAGUGCGUGCAUGGACAACAUUGCAUCAUAAGAACAUCCAUCGCUUCUUUGGGACGACUUCAGGAUUUGGACCUCUCCCCGCAUUCGUAACUCCUUGGAUGGAGCGUGGGUCAUUGACGGACUAUCUGUCUCUUGAAUUCUUCAAUCUAUUGCAGAUAGACAAGUUCAUACUCCUCGAACAAGUUACGACAGCUAUUCAGUACCUCCAUGACAAACAUGUCAUACAUGGGAACCUCGCUGGGCACAAUAUAUUGAUCGAUUCCAGGGGAAAUGCAUACGUAACAGAUUUCGGGCUGUCGACGAUCCUUGCAGAAUGCAAUAGCUCGUCCUGCGAAGCCUACUACCCAGGAUCUAUACGCUGGGCUGCGCCUGAAUUGAUAGAUCUUGCAGACGAAGAAGCUGAAAAGCCAACUACCUGCUCCGAUGUCUACUCACUAGGUUCCGUAGCACUUCAGGUGUUAUCCGGAAAGCUCCCUUAUCAUUGGCUGGAAGACCCACUUCAUAUCAUGGCUGCUAGACAUAAGGGUAUGGAACCGAUGGCAGCAGACAGCUCGAUGGACAGGCAGCACAUACCUUUUCUUCAAGAAUGCUGGUCAAGGCCAUCUGCCAGACCAACAAUCGACCAUGUUCUGUGUUAUAUUCGAAGUGUAUUGCCGCCUUAGUGAUUGCAGGCAGUUACUCUCAGGCUUUCCUAACUUAUUGUUUACCCUAUGAACGAUAUUUUCUUGCGAUGUACUUAGAACUUAGGAUAUCGUUCUUGUCUCGAUGCUAUGAGUCGUUGUCUCUGAAUCAAUUUGAAUCAAAGCCUG